GGUUUCUGAUUGGGCAUCUUGGGAUAGGGGCGUGGUCCGGCUCGCGCUCUGGUCCAGGUCCCUGCGCCUCGCGACGCAUUCCUGUCCCGUUGCUCGUGCCUUUUUCUGUUGGAGCUGCGUCUGCUGUAGCCGCCCCCUCCUGUAAGCCAUGCCGGUGGACCUGAGCCUGUGGACCGGGCCCUUGAGCCUGCGGGAGGUGGAGGAGAAGCCGCAGCACCCUCUCAGCGUCAAGUACGCUGACUGCGAGAUCCUCGAGCUGGGCCAAGUGCUGACGCCCACGCAGGUGAAGGGCCGUCCGGUCAGCAUUGGAUGGCAGGGCUGCGACUCCUCCAAGCUCUACACUCUGGUCCUCACAGACCCAGAUGCUCCCAGCAGGAAGGACCCCAAAUUCCGGGAGUGGCACCACUUCUUGGUGGUCAACAUGAAAGGCAGUGAUAUCAGCAGCGGCGAGGUGCUCUCGGAUUAUGUGGGCUCCGGCCCACCCAAGGGAACAGGUCUUCACCGCUAUGUGUGGCUGGUUUAUGAGCAGAAUGGGCCACUCAAAUGCGACGAACGUGUCCUGAGCAACCGUUCCGGGGACCACCGGGGCAAAUUCAAGGUGGCUGCCUUCCGUGGCAAGUACAAGCUCGGGUCCCCAGUCGCUGGUACGUGCUACCAGGCUGAAUGGGACGAUUAUGUGCCCCGGCUCUACGAGCAGCUGGCCGGGAAGUAGGCACUGUCAUCACGUGACCCCUCCCCAGGCAGUGGCCAUGUGAACAAGCACCCCUCCCUCUUAUUCUCACAGGUUUGACUUGUUCAGUCCCCAACUUGCAUGGAGUCUUUUCCUUCUGAUGGGGGGAGGGGUCCCUGGGUGGAGGAUAUGGGAACUUGCUGGCUUGGGUGGGGAGGGGAAUCAAGAUGUUAGUAAAAGUCAUGAUUUGAUUCCUAGCGUCCUAGUGGAGAAAUAAAAAUAGUCUGUAAAGAUGCUGAUAGCUGAGCAGAGACAGAACGUUAUUGAGAUCCUUCGCCUUUGUUAAAUCUUUGUGCCUCCCGUCCUCGCUGUAACCUCCUUUUCUUCUGAUGAGUUAGUGGACGGAAACUGAAUCUGGAGGGCCCGAGAUCCUGUUUAAUGGAAAAUUGGGGUUCUUGGCCAGUGCUUCCUCAUUUAAAAAGAUUUAAACUGAUUUAACCAGGCUUUGGUCCCUUAUUUCAUUGAGAAGCAGCUUGGGGGGUCCACUUGUGUCAUUUGCAGCUGGAAAGGCAGCGGUGGCUUUACCCAAACUCCCAUUCCCUUCCCCAUCGCCCCAGUUGAGAAGUGUGCAUGGCUGGGUGAGGCCACCUUUUUGGGUUAGAAAUGUUUGCUGUGCUCACAUUUUGGUGUUAAAUCUGCUGUAGGUCUUCGUUGCAAGGGAAGCAAGACCUGACUUAACAACAUUUGUGUUUAGUUCUGCUGUUUGCUUAUUGUUCAAUUAAAAAAUGAAAUAACU
Messenger RNA from Trichosurus vulpecula (common brushtail), 1466 nucleotides. It is a transcript of the gene PEBP1, whose product is annotated as phosphatidylethanolamine binding protein 1. Gene Ontology annotation, biological process: negative regulation of MAPK cascade. NCBI's taxonomy places the organism in Eukaryota, Metazoa, Chordata, Mammalia, Diprotodontia, Phalangeridae. The record is from RefSeq and is a predicted model, not a curated record. Bases 149 to 712 code for a protein of 187 amino acids. The transcript has 4 exons.